AUGAGGUUUAUCAGGGGGAAUCCAGUACUCGAGGUCCUUCUGGGUGCAACCUGUGGAGGAGUGCUGGUACUACUGGUGAGUUGGUUACAAGGUGCCCGGAUGCCUUUGGAAGGUCCAACAUAUAGCCGCAGGACUAAAGAUACGCUGAUUCCCACCUUAGAGGAGUUCACGUGGCAAGCCCAGUUUCCGCUCCCCCUGGACAGAGAAUCCACCCAAGUCUUCCCCUUCCUGCUCAACCACCCAAACAAGUGCAAAGUUUUUGGGGGGGCGCCCUUCUUGCUGAUGUUGGUGAUGACUCAGCCCCAGGACCAGGUUCUGAGAGAUGCCAUCCGGCAUACAUGGGGAAAUGAAACCAUCGUACCUGCUGUGAUCAUCCGACGCCUCUUUCUAAUAGGCCUGUCCUCUGACUUCUCCUACCACCACCUGCUAGAAGAAGAUGAAAAGCACGGGGAUCUCCUUCAGGUGGGUUUCCUGGAUACCUACCACAACCAGACCCUCAAAACCCUUAUGGGACUAGAGUGGGUGGCCCAAUUCUGCCCCAUGACCUAUUAUGUGCUUAAGGUAAAUGGAAAUGUCUUCCUGAACCCCCGUUUCCUGGUGCAGGUGAUACUGAAGCCUGAGCAGCAACGCCGGCCAGACUUCAUCACUGGCUGUAUCUACAGAAAUAGAAUCCCCAUUCGAAGGCAGUCUCAUCCUCAGUACAUGCCCCUAAACAUGUUCUCCCAUGCCAGGUACCCACCUUACUGCUGCAGCCCUGGCUAUGUGCUAUCUGGACCCCUGGCCCUUAAGGUUCUCUCCAUUGCCCGGAGAGUGCCAGCUGUCCAUCUGGAAGACGUCUUUGUGGGGCUGUGCCUGCACCAGCUGAGAGUGGAACCCACUCCCAGUCCCCCCAACACCUUUCUGAUGUUUGGUAGAUUAUACAAUCGUUGUGACUUCCGAGGCUUUGCCCUGGUCCAUCCCUUCAAGCAUCAGGAGCUUCUUCUAGUCUGGCCAGACUUUCAGAAAGCCAAUACCCCCUGUCCACUGGAGUGA
Messenger RNA from Dromiciops gliroides (monito del monte), 1032 nucleotides. RefSeq names its product beta-1,3-galactosyltransferase 2-like. The record is from RefSeq and is a predicted model, not a curated record. Gene Ontology annotation, cellular component: membrane. Bases 1 to 1032 code for a protein of 343 amino acids. Lineage: Eukaryota; Metazoa; Chordata; Mammalia; Microbiotheria; Microbiotheriidae. The transcript has a single exon. Gene Ontology annotation, molecular function: N-acetyl-beta-D-glucosaminide beta-(1,3)-galactosyltransferase activity.